Messenger RNA from Aspergillus heteromorphus CBS 117.55, 1035 nucleotides. It is a transcript of the gene tim21, whose product is annotated as protein tim21. The coding region runs from base 76 to 777 and encodes 233 amino acids. Gene Ontology annotation, cellular component: TIM23 mitochondrial import inner membrane translocase complex. The transcript has 5 exons. Gene Ontology annotation, biological process: protein import into mitochondrial matrix. The record is from RefSeq and is a predicted model, not a curated record. NCBI's taxonomy places the organism in Eukaryota, Fungi, Ascomycota, Eurotiomycetes, Eurotiales, Aspergillaceae.
UACAGACUGCCAGCCAUCUUCUAUCUAUCUAUAUCGAUCCGAUGCGGACCCAGGUGAUGGUCAACCACCACCGCAAUGCUUCCACCCCUACGACCUAGUCCAGCCCUGUUGCCGCGGGCUCUUCUGCGCCUGCGUCCUACCACCACCACCACCACCACACUUCUUCCCCGCACGACGGAUCUAGCCCGGUGCUAUGCCACCGGAUCGAGCGCUCCCAAACGACGAAACGUGACGGUGUUGUCCGACGACGGGCGCUACGAAUGGGGCGAGUUAACCGGCAGGGAGAAGAUGGCGCGCGCGACGCAGCAGUCGGUUAACUUUGUUGUUGUUCUUGCGGGGGCGGUUUUGACGGGCGGCGUCUUCUACCUCCUCUACACGGAAGUCUUCUCCCCCAAUAGCAAAACCUGGCAGUUCGAAAAAGCUGUCGAGCGCAUCCUGGACGACACGCGGUGUACGGCGCUCCUAGGCGAUCGGAGACAGAUCACUGCGUUUGGAGAUAAUACGUGGAGUCGGUGGGCGCGGAAUCGACCUAUCGCUACUUCAAUUUACAAAGACAGGCUGGGACGCGAACAUUUGAAGAUGAAUUUCCACGUCGAGGGACCGCUGAACUCCGGAACGGUGUUCGUGCAUAUGAUGAAGCCGUUGGAGCAUAAUGAGUGGGAGUAUCAGCUUCUGGCUCUGGAGGUGCCCGGGCAUUCUCGGGUGGUGUUGGAGCAGGCUCACGAGAAGCCGGGUGUGGGCAAGGCGCUGAAGAUCUUUGGGAUUCAGUUCCGGUAGACGGAUCUGCAGUCGCGGAGUUUCUGCUUAUACUAUGAGUGAAGCUUCCCGAGCAACGCAGAUGGAUAUAAGGGCUCCGGAUGAAGAGCGCUGCCUUGCCUGUCUCGGUUAUAUCAUCACGAGGCAGAGAAUGAAUGAUCGGCUUCUACUGACGAGGAAGCUUUUCGGGCGGCUAUAUUGGCUGAAACGGCAGGCUAAAAACCAUUGUAUUAUAGCAUUUUUCGAGUGUAAAAACACAUGUCAUCCAAGAUAUGAGAC